AUGAACGAGUCUGGGCCUGCUCUCCCGGAGCCAGUUCUCUGUCUGCAGGAGCUGUACCACUGUGUGUUGUCUGCGGACUGUCCCAGGCGCUCUCCCGCACAGUGCGCCCUGCUGCUGCGCUCCUGCCUCUGCGCGCCCGGAGCAGGAGGUGAUGCGCCCGGAGCAGAGGGUGAUGGCCGCGGGUAUGAGCUGCGGUGCGUGUCCCUGACGGUGCUGGAGCAGCUGCUUGGUCGCCUGACUGCGGCCACAGGGGGUCAGGACUUCCAGCUGUUCGCUCAGGAGACGUGGGCUCUGCUGGGGGCUGGUGUGAUGGGCACACUGCUGCAGCAGUUUGGCUGUGAGGACCAGCUCGUGUCUCACCUCAGCGUGACGUGUGCGGCUGCGGCUGUCAUCUACCACCUGCACCAAGGUUUUGUCAUCAGUGAGUGGACUGAGUGGUGUGUCCAGGCCCUGCGUUCACCUCAAUGUCCCCGGGGGCCCCUCUUUCCUUCGGGGCCCCGUGUAGACAAUUGUGUCCGCUCUUUGACAGAGGUCCUCAGGCGGAUUCUCAAAGGUGGACGUCACGAGCUGGCACAGACCUUUCUGCCUGAGUUUGAGUGCAGUCUGUCAGAGUACUGCUGCUGGGUCCUGAGUGUGGAGGAGAGGAGCGAGUGUGGAGGUAGUGAUGUAGAGUGGGGGGCCUCUGUGAGCCUCCUGCUGGACCUGCUGGAGACCCUCUGUGCUCUCAGGAGUGCUUGUGACCAGCAGGGGGCAGCCUUUCCUGGACAGUGCCUUCUCUGCCUGCGCUCCUCCACACUGCUUCACCUGAGCUGCCGGCCUGCCCUCCAGCCUGCACUCAGACGCAGACUGCUACUGCUGCUGAAAAAGUCUUUGGGACAGAGGCUGGGGGAGGACUGGGGCCACUCGGGGCUCAGCUGCAGGGACCGGGGCCUGAUGGGGGCUGGGGUGCUGGCUGUGGUGGCUGCAGGUGGGCUCAGGGGGGUGCAGUUGGAAGGAGAGGCGUAUUUCGGGGGCACGCGAGCCGAAGGAUCCAGCAGCUCUGUGGAUAAUGUGACAGUCCGAGCGCUGUGUCUGGUUCUGCUCAAGGCCCUGGAGCUGCAGUGUCAAAGCGGUCAACCAGAGCCGCUGCCUCUUCCCCUGUGCCUGCAGAGCCUGUGGGACGUCCUGCCUGUGGACUCGUGUGCGCCCCCCUGUGGUGAGCCUCAUCACUGCAGCAGACUCAGCGCUGUGUUCUCGGAGCAGGAUGACGACAUGAUGGAAGCGGCCAAGGCUCAGCUCCGCAUUUUUCUUCACCAUCGACAGCAGCAGUGCGCCCUCAGUCCCGCCGCUCUCCUGCUCUGGUCCUGCUCCUUGGGCCUCAACCCUCACUGUUACUUUCUCUCUCUGCUGCGGAGCCUGGCCUUCGACCACCGUGUGCUCCUGGACUUCCUGAUCUCCACAGAGACCUGCUUCCUGGAGUACCUGGUCCUCUACCUCCGCCUGCUCCGCACAGACCCACUGGGCUUCAGCGCCGCCUCCUCCAUAGUCUGUCCCACCACAGAGGAGCCCAGCAGGGGCCGCGCUGCAAGGACAGCAGGGCGAACUCGCGAGGUCCUGCUUGUGGACUACAGCAGCUCCGGAGAGGACUCGGAGGAAGAGAACAGUGGGAGGAAAGUGCAGGAGAUGGGGCCCUGUUGGGAGGCUGCAGUGCGCUGUCUGGGCCUGCUGCUGGAGCUGGUGUCCAGGCUCCACAGUAAGAAGCUUUUCCCCUACAACCCCAGCUCCCUGAUCAAGCUCCUCGCAGAAGCACAGGCCAGUGUCAAGUCCACAGCUCCCGAACCAGCCACAACAGAAGCCCAUGCCUGUGUUUAA
Knipowitschia caucasica is the source of this 1851-nucleotide messenger RNA. NCBI's taxonomy places the organism in Eukaryota, Metazoa, Chordata, Actinopteri, Gobiiformes, Gobiidae. The record is from the annotation of a GenBank genome assembly.